AUGUUUGUUUGCUUUCUCUACAGUGAAACUGGAAGCAGCUUCAACAGAGUCAAUAGUAUGUCAAGGCCCAGUGGAAAGUCCAUUUACUGCCAGCGGAGGCAAUACUCUGAGGCUGUGUUAAAAGAUCAGCAUGAAUUCCAGCACCGUGUGGAGCACCUUCUGACUUGCCACACUGAUGGCAAAGAAAUUAUCAAUGCAGAUAACUGUAUUGAUCGACUCAAGAUUAUGGAUGCCCAAGGCCAGGUGUGGGGACAAGACAUGUUUUUACAGGUGAAGGAUCACAAGCUGCUGCUAACAGAUAUUGAGGCAGAGGAAGAGCUGGACUGCUACCCACUGGAAUGCAUCCAGGACUGUGCUUACAUUCUUGACAGCUGCAUCUAUAACUCCAUCUUGGCCAUCACCGUGAAAGAGAUUAACCUGCGCAGGACUAGUAUCCUCCUCUUUCAAUGCGAGCAGAUUGGAGCUGCAUUGCUGAAGACCAAACUGGAGAAAGCCAUCAGGGAGUGGAGAGAUGAACGGCAGAACCAUGACUUGCUCAGGAGCAACCUGGAAAAUAUGUUGUACCAGCAGAGCAAGGCAUCAGGUAAAGGCAGACCACCAGGAAUUCCCCCGGGCAGAAAGACAUCUGGGCUGGAGCAUACUCCUCCUCCUCCAUCACAAGCACCUGAGCAGCUGCUGGGGCAGCAUCCUUGGAAAACUGGGCCAGUCUCCAUGGACCAUGAUGCUGACAUUGAACCACGACUUGACCAGUGGCAGCAGAACAGUGCACUAGUGUGGGAUAAUCCUGGCCUUCCUCCGAUGAUACAGGAUCUGGACAGAGACACUGAGGUCCUGAAUCAUGUCUUGAAUGACAUUGAGAUCUUCGUGGGAAAGCUGGAAAAUGCCACAGCCUCCUUGAAUGACAAAAAGAAAAAAUUAAAAAAGAAGAAAAAUCAGGACAACAAGGGUGAGUAAGGAUUGCCUUCAAAACCUGAGUUUGAGGAUUGUUUCCAGAAGAUUAAAUACGGUUUCAAUUUGCUGGGGAAACUUGAAGACACCAUGCAGCAACCCACAGCUCCUGAAAUGGUUCGCCUGGUUUUUUCCACUCUCUCCAUUGUUUUGGCCAAUUGUCCCUGGGCCAACCUGGCUUCUACGGUAGUCUCACCUUUGCUGAGUCCUGCAGGUAUUGACCUGCUGAAACGCUCUCUGAAUCAUAAAGAACAAGUUAUUUGGAGAAGUUUGGGAGCUGCCUGGAAUCUAACCAGGGCAGAGUAUCCAGAGGGACAAUCCAUCCCUCCUUACAAUCCCAAGUUCUCAGACGGAUGGGUGCUGCCUAUGCCUACUCAGAGGCAAAGCUCCAUGGACUCAGAUAAGGCCCGCAAUGGAAUGAAAAAUAGCUUCUCAGAGAGGGCAUCGGAUUGUCCCCAACUCAUGCAAGCCAUUUAUGAGUUCCAUGCAAGAAAUUCCAAGGAGCUUACUGUGACCAAAGGAGAUCUGCUAGAGGUGUUGGACCAGCGGAAAAAAUGGUGGCUUGCUAGAAAUUCUGCAGGGGAAGAGGGUUACAUUCCUAACAAUAUUCUGGAGCCUGUGGAUCACAAGGCAUUUAAAGGAGACAACAUAGAGCAAAUCUCAAGAAGCUUCCCUGACCUCCAUCCCAAUUCUUCACCUGCAGAGGUCACAGUCUGGCUCAGGACAAAAGGCUUCUCCAAGAUCGCUGUUAAAUCCCUUGGUGUCCUCAAUGGGCAGCAGCUUCUGUCAAUGAGCCAGGAAGAGCUAAAAACAGUCUGCCAGGAAGAAGGGCACAGAAUUUCUCUCAUGCUUGCAGCAGUCAAGGCAUCACUGCAGUAAGUUCUCCAGAAUAGCCUUCAGCUAUUUUCAGCCAUUCUAUGGUUUGCAUCUAAGAUACCAUCUCUGCAACAAGUAAUGACUCUCAUAUUCAUUGCCGUUCAAGAACAUAUCCUCAUUAUGCAUGGUUAUCCUUAGGUGGCACAUACAUACACAUAUAGCUGUAAUGGUUAAUAAACAGUAAAAGUUGGUGCCAGCAAGAGAUACUGUUGCUGUUGUUAUUCUAAGUUAUCUAUAGUUUAAAGUUAUGUAACAUUUUACAGCUGUAGAGAUUGUGUUAUCAAUCUUCCAAGACUUAACAAAAGUGGUAGGUAGCAAACACUAUUCUUCACUGAAACAGAAUCAAUCCUACUUGAGUUCAAAUUCAACAAUUUAAUGGAAUAUCCUUUUGUUUUCUUAAACAAUGUUGACUUUCAAUUCUCUGUUGUCAGUACCCCUGUAGUUUUGUAUCUAAUAAAGACUUUUAAGA
This is a messenger RNA of Pogona vitticeps (central bearded dragon), 2293 nucleotides long. NCBI's taxonomy places the organism in Eukaryota, Metazoa, Chordata, Lepidosauria, Squamata, Agamidae. The record is from RefSeq and is a predicted model, not a curated record.